This is a messenger RNA of Oryctolagus cuniculus (rabbit), 360 nucleotides long. Lineage: Eukaryota; Metazoa; Chordata; Mammalia; Lagomorpha; Leporidae. The record is from RefSeq and is a predicted model, not a curated record.
AUGGCGGGGAGGGGAAAAUUGAUCGCAGUGAUCGGAGAAGAGGACACGGUGACUGGUUUCCUGCUGGGCAGCAUCGGGGAUCUUAACAAGAACCGCCACCCUAAUUUCCUGGUGGUGGAGAAGGACAAGACCAUCAGUGAGAUUGAAGACACUUUCCAGCAGUUUCUCAACCGGGAUGACACUGGCAUCAUUCUCAUUAACCAGUACAUCGAAGAGAUGGUGCGGCACGCCCUGGACACCCACCAGUGCUCUAUCCCGGCUGUUCUGGAGAUCCCUUCCAAGGGGCACCCCUAUGACGCUGCCAAGGACUCCAUCCUGCGCAGGGCCAAUGGCAUGUUCACUGCAGAAGACCUGUGCUAG